Messenger RNA from Pimephales promelas (fathead minnow), 1023 nucleotides. RefSeq names its product cilia and flagella associated protein 276 (gene cfap276). The record is from RefSeq and is a predicted model, not a curated record. Lineage: Eukaryota; Metazoa; Chordata; Actinopteri; Cypriniformes; Leuciscidae.
CGACGGUGGGAGGGACAACAAAAAGUUGCAAGUAAAAAAAUCCCAAUACACAUCGAGUUGUUACAUUCCAUAAAACUCAUCUGGAUACUGUGGGAAUAGCUAUGCCACAAGAACGAGAUCCGUUUCCAUUCCCGCGAAAUGAAAACGACGAAACAUACACAGGGACGAAGGCAAUUCAGAAAUUGCCGUAUGACAAGCCAACACAUCUCGCACAAAAUGAUGAACCCUGGAGGAGACUCCACAACACGAACACACAGGCCAGUUCUCAUCGAAAUGUCUUUCAUAAUGAUGCUUCAGCACCAAACGACAGUCUGGACAUUCAUCUAAAAUCGGCCUACGACCAUCACCUAGGAUUAUUUCAAAACAAAAGUCAAACUGUGACGCAGAAAGAAACUCUUGCAUUGGAUAAUGCGACCCUGAAAAAAAGAGAAUCGGAAGACUCCGUGUAUGAGAACAACAAAGGAAUAAGAGUGUGGGUCGACAUCCAGAAGGCUUCUAUAUACAGUAUUAAAGGGUCCAUAGAGUCUCAUCACACCGCUUCUACAAACCGAGGAUACUCACGUAAGCAUGAUGGCGGCUUUUAUUCUACUUGACACAAUACAAAGAUGACAACCUGUUUUCCAGAUGGUUAUGUAAUGAAACGCCACAAACAAUAUACCAAGGAUGGAAAAAUAAAAGAAAUGAAGACAUGUUGGUGUAGUCUCUUCUUAAAAUGGGUACAUAGUUUAGAGUGCAGCUCCGUGAGGCUCACUGAUUGUUAUUGUGAGAUCAGAAUCGCCAUUAUACUCAAUGAACAAACAGGGCGUAUUGGAACAAGAUCCAGCACCCUGCUUGCUCUAGUAUAUCUGAUCGAAUCAUCAUUUCUUACCACAGUUUCAACUGUGGUGCCCUCAGUGAAAAAGCCUCACGAUCAUCGCUACAGAAGCUCCCGAGUCGGUUACUAUCAUUUCUGUACCCGAGCAGGGCAACAACUCGGAUAAGAUCAAAUAAGAUCAUGGUGUAGAUUAUUUAAAACAAAAAAAA